Molecule: messenger RNA, 9012 nt
Organism: Neoarius graeffei (lesser salmon catfish)
Lineage: Eukaryota; Metazoa; Chordata; Actinopteri; Siluriformes; Ariidae
Product: obscurin-like
Exons: 38
Coding region: 100-9012 (2970 amino acids)
Biological process (GO): cell surface receptor signaling pathway
Molecular function (GO): transmembrane signaling receptor activity
Source: RefSeq, a predicted model, not a curated record
UGGAACUGCAAGACAGAGGAAGAACACAGGAAGUUUCAAGUCUUUAACACAGAUGCUACACGUUCACUCAGUCAUUCAGUCAGUCAUCAGAAGGGCAGGAUGGAGCUCCGUCCACUCUGUGUGAUGCUCUUGCUGACUGGAUUCAUCCACUGUACGCAAACAGGAGAGCUAAAGGCCACACUCACACUGCAGUCUGGUGGGACAGAAGUAUUCAGAGGAGAGAAUGUCACCCUUAAAUGUGAAAUAAAGGGAGAAGACAAGUGGACUUACACCUGGUUCAAGAAUGAAGCUGAAAUUUCUACUAUAAAGACAAGUGAAUACACCUUUAUGGUGAAUGAUGAGGCUACAUUUACCUGCAUGGGUAACUGGACUGUAGGUGACCCACAGAGCACAGAAAAGAGUGAUCCUGUUCGCCUGUCUGUGUCAGAAAAACCUAAACCUGAACUCAGAUCAGACCUUACAGGAGCUGCACUGACAGGAAACUCAGUGACUCUGUACUGUACACUGAAGCCGCAGUCUGCUGGAUGGAAGUUUUACUGGAGCACAUCGACACAGAGCUCUGAGACUGAAUCACACGACUACACCAUCAGAUCAGUUCGAGUCUCUGAUGGAGGUCGGUACAAGUGCAGAGCUGGAAGAGGCAACCCAGUCUACUACACACACUACAGUGAUGCACUCUGGGUAAAUGUUACUGAGAGUCCUAAACCUGUGGUGAUUAUAAAGCCUGAUAAGGAGGUGUUCAGAGGAGAGAGAGUGACUUUCAGAUGUGAGAUACAGAGAGGAAGAGACACUGAGUGGACAUACAGCUGGAAGAGGAAUGAUUACACACUCUCAUACCGAACAACACAGGAGUUUAGUCUUGAUUCAGUAGGAAAUGAUGUCAGCGGUAAAUACACUUGCAGUGGGAGGAGAAGUGACUCUCAGAGCUCAGAGACCAGUGAUGCUGUUACACUGACUGUAUCAGAAAAACCCAAACCGACUGUGAGUGUGAAUCAUCAGAGCCCCAUCUACACUGGAGACACAGUUACUCUGAGCUGUACUCUGCAGUCGACUGGAUGGACUUUUCUCUGGUACGAUUAUCAGCAAUCAAAAUAUCUGACACCUGAUGAUCCACACAGUAACACACACACUGAGACAGUGUCUAUUGAAGGACGAAUAAAGUACGCCUGUAAAGCACGCAGGGGAAACUAUGACUCAGAGUUCAGUGAUCUAGUCAGGAUGAGAGUGACAGCAAGACCAAAGCCAGUAGUGACAAUACAGCCAGCUGGGCAUGUGUUCAUUGGAGAAACCGUCACUCUCACAUGUGACAUAGAGACUGGAGGAUCCUGGUCAUAUCACUGGUUUAGGGAUAAUACACAACUCAGUGAUGCCUCAUGGAAGAUUCAAUACACAAUCAAUACAGUUCAAACCUCUCAUCAAGGUCUUUAUACAUGUAACGGAAUACAGUCAUCACACCCAGAAUACACACAGACCAGUGAUGCUGUUACACUGACUGUAUCAGAAAAACCUAAACCUGAACUCAGAUCAGGCCUUAAAGGAGCUGCACUGACAGGAAACUCAGUGAGACUGUACUGUGCACUGAAGCUGCAGUCUGCUGGAUGGAAGUUUUACUGGAUCACACCCACACAGAGCUCUGAGACUGAGACUGAAUCACACGACUACACCAUCAGAUCAGUUCGAGUCUCUGAUGGAGGUCGGUACAAGUGCAGAGCUGGAAGAGGCAACCCAGUCUACUACACACAGUACAGUGAUGCACUCUGGGUAAAAGUUACUGAGAGUCCUAAACCUGUGGUGAUUAUAAAGCCUGAUAAGGAGGUGUUCAGAGGAGAGAGAGUGACUUUCAGAUGUGAGAUACAGAGAGGAAGAGACACUGAGUGGACAUACAGCUGGAAGUGGAAUGAUUACACACUCUCAUACCGAACAACACAGGAGUUUAGUCUUGAUUCAGUAGGAGAUUAUGUCAGCGGUAAAUACACCUGCAGUGGGAGGAGAAGUGACUCUCAGAGCUCAGAGACCAGUGAUGCUGUUACACUGACUGUAUCAGAAAAACUGAAACCUGAACUUACAUCAGACCUUACAGGAGCUGCACUGACAGGAAACUCAGUGACUCUGUACUGUACACUGAAGCUGCAGUCUGCUGGAUGGAAGAUUUACUGGAUCACACCCACACAGAGCUCUGAGACUGAAUCACACGACUACACCAUCAGAUCAGUUCAAGUCUCUGAUGGAGGUCGGUACAAGUGCAGAGCUGGAAGAGGAAACCCAGUCCGCUACACACACUACAGUGAAGCACUCUGGGUAAAUGUUAUUGAGAGUCCUAAACCUGUGGUGAUUAUAAAGCCUGAUAAGGAGGUGUUCAGAGGAGAGAGAGUGACUUUCAGAUGCGAGAUACCGAGAGGAAGAGACACUGAGUGGACAUACAGCUGGAAGAGAAAUGAUUACACACGCUCAUACCGAACAACACAGGAGUUUAGUCUUGAUUCAGUAGGAAAUGAUGUCAGCAGUAAAUACACCUGCAGUGGGAGGAGAAGUGACUCUCAGAGCACAGAGACCAGUGAUGCUGUUACACUGACUGUAUCAGAAAAACCCAAACCGACUGUGAGUGUGAAUCCUCAGAGCCCCAUCUACACUGGAGACACAGUUACUCUGAGCUGUAAUCUGCAGUCGACUGGAUGGAGGUUUCUCUGGUACAGAGAUUCUCAGAAAUCAAAUCCCCUGUCCCCUGGAGCCCGAGACACCAACACACUCAGUGAGACGCUCUCUAACGAAGGACAAAUAAAUUACUACUGUAAAGCACAGAGGGGAAACUAUGACUCAGAGUUCAGUGAUCCAGUCACGAUUAUAGUGAGCGCGAGACCAAAGCCGGAGGUGAACAUACAGCCAGCUGAGCAUGUGUUCACUGGAGAAUCCGUCACCCUCACAUGUGACAUACGGACUGGAGGAUCCUGGUCGUAUCACUGGUAUAGGGAUAAUAAAGAACUCAGUGAUGCUGCAGGAGAGAAAACAUACACAAUCCGUAAUGUUGAAACCUCUCAUCAAGGUCAUUAUACAUGUAACGGAACACAGUCAUCAGACCCAACAUACACACAGACCAGUGAUGCUGUUACACUGACUGUAUCAGAAAAACCCAAACCGACUGUGAGUGUGAAUCCUCAGAGCCCCAUCUACACUGGAGACACAGUUACUCUGAGCUGUAAUCUGCAGUCGACUGGAUGGACUUUUCUCUGGUACAGAUAUUCUCAGAAAUCAAAUCCCCUGUCCCCUGGAGCCCGAGACACCCACACACGCAAUGAGACGCUCUCUAAUGCAGGACAAAUAAAUUACUCCUGUAAAGCACAGAGGGGAAACUAUGACUCAGAGUUCAGUGAUCCAGUCACAAUUAUAGUGAGCGCGAGACCAAAGCCGACGGUGAACAUACAGCCAGCUGAGCAUGUGUUCACUGGAGAAUCCGUCACUCUCACAUGUGACCUACAGACUGGAGGAUCCUGGUGGUAUCACUGGUAUAGGGAUAAUAAACAACUCAGAGAUGCUGCAGGAGAGAAAACAUACACAAUCCAUAAUGUUGAAACCUCUCAUCAAGGUCUUUAUACAUGUAAAGGAACACAGUCAUCAGACCCAACAUACACACAGACCAGUGAUGCUGUUACACUGACUGUAUCAGAAAAACCUAAACCUGAACUCAGAUCAGACCUUAAAGGAGCUGCACUGACAGGAAACUCAGUGACUCUGUACUGUACACUGAAGCUGCAGUCUGCUGGAUGGAAGUUUUACUGGAUCACACCCACACAGAGAUCUGAGACUGAAUCACACGACUACACCAUCAGAUCAGUUCGAGUCUCUGAUGGAGGUCGGUACAAGUGCAGAGCUGGAAGAGGAAACCCAGUCUACUACACACACUACAGUGAUGCACUCUGGGUAAAUGUUAUUGAGAGUCCUAAACCUGUGGUGAUUAUAAAGCCUGAUAAGGAGGUGUUCAGAGGAGAGAGAGUGACUUUCAGAUGCGAGAUACAGAGAGAAAAAGACACUGAGUGGACAUACAGCUGGAAGAGGAAUGAUUACACACUCUCAUACCGAACAACACAGGAGUUUAGUCUUGAUUCAGUAGGAAAUGCUGUCAGCGGUAAAUACACCUGCAGUGGGAGGAGAAGUGACUCUCAGAGCUCAGAGACCAGUGAUGCUGUUACACUGACUGUAUCAGAAAAACCCAAACCGACUGUGAGUGUGAAUCCUCAGAGCUCCAUCUACACUGGAGACACAGUUACUCUGAGCUGUAAUCUGCAGUCGACUGGAUGGACUUUUCUCUGGUACGAUUAUCAGCAAUCAAAAUAUCUGACACCUGAUGAUCCACACAGUAACACACUCACUGGGACAGUGUCUAAUGCAGGACAAAUAAAGUACGCCUGUAAAGCACAGAGGGGAAACUAUGACUCAGAGUUCAGUGAUCCAGUCAGGAUUACAGUGAGAGGUACACCAAAGCCAGUAGUGACAAUACAGCCAGCUGGGCGUGUGUUCACUGGAGAAACCGUCACUUUCACAUGUAACAUACGGACUGGACGAUCCUGGUCAUAUCACUGGUAUAGGGAUAAUACAAAACUCAGUGUUCCUUCAUGGACGAAUCAAAACACAAUCUAUCAGGUUAAAACCUCUGAUAAAGGUGAUUAUACAUGUGAAGGAACACAGUCAUCAGACCCAACAUACACACAGACCAGUGAUGCUGUUACACUGACUGUAUCAGAAAAACCUAAACCUGAACUCAGAUCAGGCCUUAAAGGAGCUGCACUGACAGGAAACUCAGUGACUCUGUACUGUACACUGAAGCUGCAGUCUGCUGGAUGGAAGUUUUACUGGAUCACACCCACACAGAGCUCUGAGACUGAUUCACACGACUACACCAUCAGAUCAGUUCGAGUCUCUGAUGGAGGUCAGUACAAGUGCAGAGCUGGAAGAGGAAACCCAGUCUACUACACACACUACAGUGAUGCACUCUGGGUAAAUGUUACUGAGAGUCCUAAACCUGUGGUGAUUAUAAAGCCUGAUAAGGAGGUGUUCAGAGGAGAGAGAGUGACUUUCAGAUGUGAGAUACCGAGAGGAAGAGACACUGAGUGGACAUACAGCUGGAAGAGGAAUGAUGACACACGCUCAUACCGAACAACACAGGAGUUUAGUCUUGAUUCAGGGAGAAAUGAUGUCAGCGGUAAAUACACCUGCAGUGGGAGGAGAAGUGACUCUCAGAGCUCAGAGACCAGUGAUGCUGUUACACUGACUGUAUCAGAAAAACCUAAACCUGAACUCAGAUCAGGCCUUAAAGGAGCUGCACUGACAGGAAACUCAGUGACUCUGUACUGUACACUGAAGCCGCAGUCUGCUGGAUGGAAGUUUUACUGGAUCACAUCCACACAGAGAUCUGAGACUGAAUCACACGACUACACCAUCAGAUCAGUUCGAGUCUCUGAUGGAGGUCGGUACAAGUGCAGAGCUGGAAGAGGAAACCCAGUCUACUACACACACUACAGUGAUGCACUCUGGGUAAAUGUUAUUGAGAGUCCUAAACCUGUGGUGAUUAUAAAGCCUGAUAAGGAGGUGUUCAGAGGAGAGAGAGUGACUUUCAGAUGUGAGAUACCGAGAGGAAGAGACACUGAGUGGACAUACAGCUGGAAGAGGAAUGAUUACACACGCUCAUACCGAACAAUACAGGAGUUUAGUCUUGAUUCAGUAGGAAAUGAUGACAGCGGUAAAUACACCUGCAGUGGGAGGAGAAGUGACUCUCAGAGCUCAGAGACCAGUGAUGCUGUUACACUGACUGUAUCAGAAAAACCUAAACCUGAACUCACAUCAGACCUUAAAGGAGCUGCACUGACAGGAAUCCCAGUGACACUGUACUGUACACUGAAGCCACAGUCUGCUGGAUGGAAUUUUUACUGGAACACAUCAACACAGAGCUCUGAGACUGAAACAGAAUCAGGCCACUAUGUCAUCAGACCAGUUCGUGUCUCUGAUGGAGGCCAGUACAGCUGCAGAGCUGGAAGAGGAAACCCAGUCUACUACACACACUACAGUGAUGCACUCUGGGUAAAUGUUACUGAGAGUCCUAAACCUGUGGUGAUUAUAAAGCCUGAUAAGGAGGUGUUCAGAGGAGAGACAGUGACUUUCAGAUGUGAGAUACAGAGAGGAAGAGACACUGAGUGGACAUACAGCUGGAAGAGGAAUGAUAACACACUCUCAUCCCGAACAACACAGGAGUUUAGUCUUGAUUCAGCAGGAAAUGAUGACCGCGGUAAAUACACCUGCAGUGGGAGGAGAAUAAGUGACUCUCGGAGCUCAGACACCAGUGAUGCUGUUACACUGACUGUAUCAGAAAAACCCAAACUGACUGUGAGUGUGAAUCCUCAGAGCUCCAUCUACACUGGAGACACAGUUACUCUGAGCUGUAAUCUGCAGUCGACUGGAUGGAGGUUUCUCUGGUACACAGAUCCUCAGAAAUCAAAUCCCCUGCCCCCUGGAGCCCGAGACACCAACACACUCAAUGAGACGCUCUCUAAUGAAGGACAAAUAAAUUACUCCUGUAAAGCACAGAGGGGAAACUAUGACUCAGGGUUCAGUGAGCCAGUCAGGAUUACAGUGAGCGCGAGACCAAAGGUGAACAUACAGCCAGCUGAGCAUGUGUUCACUGAAGAAUCCGUCGUCACUCUCACAUGUGACAUACCAGUACGGACUGGACGAUCCUGGUGGUAUCACUGGUAUAGGGAUAAUAAAGAACUCGGAGAUGCUGCAGGAAAGAAAACAUACACAAUCCGUAAUGUUGAAACCUCUCAUCAAGGUCUUUAUACAUGUAAAGGAACACAGUCAUCAGACCCAACAUACACACAGACCAGUGAUGCUGUUACACUGACUGUAUCAGAAAAACCUAAACCUGAACUCAGAUCAGACCUUAAAGGAGCUGCACUGACAGGAAACUCAGUGACUCUGUACUGUACACUGAAGCCGCAGUCUGCUGGAUGGAAGUUUUACUGGAGCACAUCAACACAGAGCUCUGAGACUGAUUCACGCUACUACACCAUCAGACCAGUUCGAGUCUCUGAUGGAGGUCAGUACAGGUGCCGAGCUGGAAGAGGAAACCCAGUCUACUACACACACUACAGUGAUGCACUCUGUGUAAAUGUUAUUGAGAGACCUAAACCUGUGGUGAUUAUAAAGCCUGAUAAGGAGGUGUUCAGAGGAGAGACAGUGACUUUCAGAUGUGAGAUACAGAGAGGAAGAGACACUGAGUGGACAUACAGCUGGAAGAGGAAUGAUUACACACGCUCAUACCCAACAACACAGGAGUUUAGUCUUUAUUCAGGGAGAAAUGAUGUCAGCGGUAAAUACACCUGCAGUGGGAGGAGAAGUGACUCUCAGAGCUCAGAGACCAGUGAUGCUGUUACACUGACUGUAUCAGAAAAACCUAAACCUGAACUCAGAUCAGGCCUUAAAGGAGCUGCACUGACAGGAAACUCAGUGACUCUGUACUGUACACUGAAGCUGCAGUCUGCUGGAUGGAAGUUUUACUGGAUCACACCCACACAGAGCUCUGAGACUGAAUCACACGACUACACCAUCAGAUCAGUUCGAGUCUCUGAUGGAGGUCGGUACAAGUGCAGAGCUGGAAGAGGAAACCCAGUCUACUACACACACUACAGUGAUGCACUCUGGGUAAAUGUUAUUGCGAGUCCUAAACCUGUGGUGAUUAUAAAGCCUGAUAAGGAGGUGUUCAGAGGAGAGAGAGUGACUUUCAGAUGUGAGAUACCGAGAGGAAGAGACACUGAGUGGACAUACAGCUGGAAGAGGAAUGAUGACACACUCUCAUACCCAACAACACAGGAGUUUAGUCUUUAUUCAGUAGGAAAAUAUGACAGCGGUAAAUACACCUGCAGUGGGAGGAGAAGUGACUCUCAGAGUUCAGAGACCAGUGAUGCUGUUACACUGACUGUAUCAGAAAAACCUAAACCUGAACUCACAUCAGACCUUAAAGGAGCUACACUGACAGGAAUCCCAGUGACUCUGUACUGUACACUGAAGCCACAGUCUGCUGGAUGGAAGUUUUACUGGAGCACAUCAACACAGAGCUCUGAGACUGAAACAGAAUCAGGCCACUAUGUCAUCAGACCAGUUCGAGUCUCUGAUGGAGAUCAGUACUGGUGCCGAGCUGGAAGAGGAAACCCAGUCUACUACACACACUACAGUGAUGCACUCUGGGUAAAGGUUACUGGUGAAUCAGCUCCAGUGUCUCUGAUCAUCAGUCCCAGCAGAACUCAACACUUCACUGCUGACUCUCUCUCACUGAGCUGUGAGGACCAGAGUGACUCUACUGGAUGGACAGUGAGACGAUACACACACAAUGAGACACCGUUCAAUUGUUUAUCAUAUUCAGGAUCUACAUGUAACAUCAGCUCCCUCUCUGCAUCACACACUGGAGUUUACUGGUGUCAGUCUGAAUCUGGAGGACACAGUAAUCCUGUCAACAUCACAGUGCACUAUGGUGACGUGAUCCUGGACAGUCCUGUCCAUCCUGUUACUGAGGGACGUCCUCUGACUUUACGCUGUUUGUAUCGCAACACAAAGAUCUCAGAGUCUGGUGUUGAUUUCUAUAAAAAUGAUUCAGUUCUCCAGAACCAGACUACAGGAGAGAUGACCAUCAGGAGUGUCUCAAAGUCAGAUGAAGGUUUCUACCACUGUAAACACCCACAGAGAGGAGAGUCACCAAAAAGCUGGGUUUCAGUCAGAGUUUCAGCUCCUAGAUCCACUGGACUAAUUUUAGGACUGAGCUUGGCCUUCGUGUUUGCCAUCUUAAUGAUCUUAAUGAUCCUUCUGUUACGUUACAAGAAGAAAAAAGGUGUAAAAUAUCAGUCUCAGUCUUCUGCAGUAAAUCAGGACACCAAUCAGCUUGCAGCUGAUUCUGCAGCUGGCUCCAGUAAUACAGUCAACCCACAGGUUGUGACUAGAAAAAAGAAACAAAAUGGUAAGAAUGCUGCAUGA